Messenger RNA from Dovyalis caffra, 203 nucleotides. The record is from the annotation of a GenBank genome assembly. Lineage: Eukaryota; Viridiplantae; Streptophyta; Magnoliopsida; Malpighiales; Salicaceae.
AUGUACAAGCGCAACUGCACGGGACCUAGUGUGACGAAGACUUCCACAGACAGGAUUCAUCCGUUCCCGUCCCGCAAUAUAUCUCCAAGACUCCUAUCACAUAGGAACGAUAGGACAGAAGUUAACUCAAACCCUAUGCUACGAACACGUCUUAUAGCAACAGAGGGUGCUCUCAUAGGAAAAUCACCAUGCCUGUCAAACAU